AUGGAAGGGUAUUAUAAUAAUAUGUCUGUGAAAAUGUAAUAAACAAAAGAAAAAGUCAAAGAAAAGUAGCAGCAGAAGUUGUUGUUAAUGGUGGUCAUGAGUAGUGGGAUCAAGUUCGAGUCAUUUCUAUUCUUCUUCUUCUUCUUCUGUCAACAUUUUAAUACCCAGAAUUUCUUAAACCGAUUCAUAACUCACUAAUCUUGACCUUGUUGAGUGAGAAGAGUAAACGACUCCUUCUGCUAAUUUCUAAGAUAGAUCGAUUUUUUGAGGUAAACCUUUCAUUUUAUAAAGUUGUCUUCAAGUUUUGAUUCCUUGUUCACAGAAAUUCACUGAAGAUCUUGUUUUCUGAGUAAGAGUCUGAGCUUGAGAUCAAUCCAAGUAAAAAUAAAAUAAAAAUUGAUUGAAUAAAGGGGGGAGGCAUUAAUUUGAUAGUUUCUAGUGGUUCAGGUGAUUCAGAUAGUUUCUUUUUUCUUUUUUUUGUUUACUGAGAAAAAAGGGUUUUAAAUAGAGAGGUUAUUUUAAGAUUUCAGUGGAUUUAGUUUCCUAUUUUAGGGUUUCUAUAAGUGUUUCUUGCUGACAAGGCUUGAAUUUUAGAAUGGAGUAGAUUUAGGGUUAAGUGAAAGUGAGUACUGCAGGAGGGAUUUAAAGAAAUUGCAAAAUUUGGGGAUUUUUAGGUUCUCUUUAGAGCUCUAUUUUUGGCUAUGAAGGGGAACAUAUAGCAUAGUAAUUACAGAAAUUUUGCCAUGGAAGAUUUGUCCAAGUAUUGCCAUAGUUCUGUUCACUUUGCAGUGGCUCGCCGUGAUUAUGUCUCCCUUAAGAGAAUUGUCUCUUCGCUACCUCGUUUACCUAAGGCUGGUGAGGUUACUACUGAAGCUGAAUCUAUGGCAGCUGAGACCCAAGCAGAUCUUGUUUCAGCUUCUAUAGAUCGGCGUGAUGUUCCUGGCCGUGAGACUCCACUUCACCUUGCUGUUCGUCUUCGUGAUGCAAUUUCUGCAGAGAUUUUGAUGUGUGCUGGUGCUGAUUGGAGUUUACAAAAUGAAAAUGGUUGGAGUGCUCUUCAAGAAGCUGUUUGCACCCGUGAGGAUUCAAUUGCAAUGAUCAUUGCACGGCAUUAUCAGCCUCUUGCUUGGGAAAAAUGGUGUCGUCGUCUUCCACGAAUUGUGUCAUCUGCAGCUCGGAUUCGUGAUUUUUACAUGGAGAUAACCUUUCAUUUUGAGAGUUCUGUCAUUCCCUUUAUUGGUCGAAUUGCUCCAUCAGAUACAUACCGCAUCUGGAAACGUGGUUCUAAUCUACGUGCUGAUAUGACCCUUGCUGGUUUUGAUGGGUUCCGGAUUCAACGAUCAGAUCAAACAUUUCUCUUUCUUGGAGAAGGUUAUAGUUCAGAUGAUGGGAAUGUAUCCGUACCUCCUGGUUCUUUGAUUGUUCUUGCACACAAGGAAAAAGAAAUUACAAAUGCUCUAGAAGGAGCUGGGAAUCGGCCCACGGAAGCUGAGGUUGCUCAUGAGGUAGCUUUGAUGUCUCAGACUAACAUGUAUAGGCCUGGGAUUGAUGUUACACAAGCUGAGCUGAUUCCCCAUAUAAAUUGGCGCCGGCAGGAGAGGACCGAAAUGGUUGGGAGUUGGAAGGCGAAGGUUUAUGAUAUGCUUCAUGUGAUGGUGAGUGUAAAGUCAAGACGUGUCCCUGGUGCAAUGACCGAUGAAGAACUAUUUGCUGCAGAAAAUGAUGAGAGGACAGUGGGUGGUGCUGAUAAUGAUGAGUUUGAUGAUGUAUUAACAGCUGAAGAAAGGAAACAAUUAGAUUCUGCACUCAGGAUGGGUGGUAAUUCUGAUGGUUUGGGUGAGGAUGAGGAGCAUGGGGCUUGUGAGGCUCAGGAAAAUGGUGCUGGAGGUUCAAAUGAAAAUUGUGAACCCAAUAGCUUUACUAAGGAGAAGAAGAGUUGGUUUGACUGGAAAAAGAAGGGUUCAAAGCAUGGGGUUGACGACCCUGAGGACUCCAAGAUUCUGAAGAAGUUCUCCAAACUGGCCCCAGAGGAAGGCGACCAGAAAAGGCUUGACUAUCAGAGGUCAUCGUCUGAUUUGCACAAAGAUGAUUCUGGGGAUGUUAAGAAGGGGAAAGAGAAAACAAGUAAAAAGAAAAAAAAGAGCGGUGCCACAGGCGAGUCUAAGAGUGAGAGCGAGUACAAAAAAGGUUUGAGACCGGUUUUAUGGUUGACGCCUGACUUUCCUCUAAAAACAGAAGAGCUCUUGCCAUUACUCGACAUCUUAGCAAACAAGGUUAAGGCUGUCAGGAGACUCAGAGAGCUUUUGACCACCAAGCUACCACACGGCACAUUCCCUGUCAAGAUUGCUAUUCCUAUAGUUCCAACUAUUAGGGUCAUUGUAACUUUCACAAAAUUUGAAGAGCUUCAACCAGUGGAGGAGUUCUCUACACCCAUGUCAAGUCCAAAUUUCCAGGAUGCCAGAGCCAAAGACUCAGAGGGAUCAACUUCAUGGAUUUCUUGGAUGAAGGGAGGCCGUGGUGGGCACUCUAGUGACAAUGAAAGCAGGUGCCAUAAGGAAGAGGUUGAUCCUUUUCACAUACCAUCUGACUACACGUGGGUUGAUGCCAAUGAGAAAAAGCGUCGGAUGAAGGCCAAGAAGGCUAGGAGCAAAAAGGGUAAGAGACAGUUGUCUGCUAAAAGCACCGAGGGCAGCCAAUAUGUGAGUGAUGAUGUUGGAACGUUAGGGUAGGAUUUCAAUUUGUGCUUUACCUUUUUAGAGAUACAGGAUCCCGGAUGAGGAAGAGUUGCAAGGCUCGCUCAUCUGUAAGUUCUGAUUCAUGGACAUCCUUGGAAGAUGCGGCGGAAGGAUAAAGUUAGAUAAUUGUUGGGUGCGACUUAAUUAGGAAGAUCCUCAUCUUUCUCUUCUUUGUACUACUGUGUUAUAUGUGAUGUGUUGUGAAAUAGAGAGGAAUAUUAUUUUUCCUCUUUCAUUUUUUAUCCAUAGGAGGUUCUGAUAUUUCCUUGAACUGAUGUAUCUGUGUAAUCUGUGUCGAUUAGCUACGGUUAUGUCCUGCAAUCUGGAUUAUUUUUUGUUUCUUUUUGUCGCAGGCAUAUUUGAAAAAUCAACUGUUAACAAGAGUUCAAAUAAAAGCUGUAUGGCUACGUUUUUCA
Messenger RNA from Papaver somniferum (opium poppy), 3151 nucleotides. RefSeq lists its product as uncharacterized. Gene Ontology annotation, molecular function: protein binding. Gene Ontology annotation, cellular component: cytoplasm. Lineage: Eukaryota; Viridiplantae; Streptophyta; Magnoliopsida; Ranunculales; Papaveraceae. The record is from RefSeq and is a predicted model, not a curated record. Bases 744 to 2729 code for a protein of 661 amino acids. The transcript has 2 exons.